Messenger RNA from Cuculus canorus (common cuckoo), 3051 nucleotides. It is a transcript of the gene GDPD2, whose product is annotated as glycerophosphodiester phosphodiesterase domain containing 2. Gene Ontology annotation, biological process: lipid metabolic process. Gene Ontology annotation, molecular function: glycerophosphodiester phosphodiesterase activity. NCBI's taxonomy places the organism in Eukaryota, Metazoa, Chordata, Aves, Cuculiformes, Cuculidae. The transcript has 16 exons. Gene Ontology annotation, cellular component: membrane. Bases 16 to 2280 code for a protein of 754 amino acids. The record is from RefSeq and is a predicted model, not a curated record.
UCUGCUGCUUUAGCAAUGUUCACAUACUUCUCUUGGCUUAAGACAAGAAACCAGUUUUACCUCUGUGCUUUUGCCUUCAGACCAUGCCUGAGUGAGUGUCGUUUGUGGUGGCCUAGGAUACGUCUGUCUCAGGCUUCCUCUGCAAGAAGGGUAAAGUCUCCCUUUGACAAAGAGGGUCCCACACCCCCUUGUUUGAAGGACCAGCAAUGCACGAAGCUCCGUCUGCCUUCCCCCCCUCCCUUAAUCUGUCUGGAGCGUGGGCUGCCUGCAAACUCCUCUGCGCUGCAGCGCGUGACGCCCCCCUGGGCCCCUUCUCUGCUUUCUCAGUGGCUACGAAGCCGAAGCUGUGCCGAGGUCAGCAGGGCACAAAGCUGCUGGUGGGGGCUCUCCCUGACCCCCCCAGCCCUGUGUCUGCCGUGCCCGCUGCGGGCAGCCCGCCUCUGCCAGCCUGUACAGACCUGCAGGCAGCAUCGCCAGCCCCGCCAGGCGGCAAACACACCCAAGAGGGUGUGUGAGCAGGCAGCAGUUCAGCACACUGCUGCGCAGGGACGCCCAGCCCUGGUGCUCACCUGGCCUGCCAGCGUCCCAGCUGCUGGAACACAACGUCUGCAGGACGCAGGAAGCCUGACCUUUGGCUUGGGACAGCCCAGAGAUAUGGCAGACCCCGCUGGCUGCUGCCGCCCCUGUGCCACCUGCCUGCUCUGCCUCUACAGCUGCCAGUGGAUCACAGCCAAGAAGGAGAAGAGGAAGGGCCUGAGAACCACCAAGUGUGACUACAGCUGGUUCCUUUCCCUCUUCUGUGUCUUCCUCUUCACACUGGUGUGGCUUUACUUCGCCAUCAUCAUCCUCAAUGAUUUCCACAACUUCAAUGAGUUCAUCUUCAAGCAGACGAAGUUGUGGCUAGACUGGUCCCUGCUCCUGCUGAUAGUUACAACAGUGCUGGUCACCUACUCUGCUGUGCUGCUGGUCCUUGCUUUGUGCUUGCAGCUCUGCGGUCAGCCCUUGAAGCUACACUGGCUGCACAAGACCCUGCUGAUCUUAACUGCCCUGGUGGUGGCUGCAGCCUUCACAGGGCUGGGAAUAAAGUGGGCGGAGGAGUGGAAAAGUGCACGUAUCUCCCUUCAGGCAACAGGUCCCUUCCUGCACUUUGGAAUCGUGGGGGGAAUGACACUCCUUGCCUGGCCCCUGGCCAGCUUCAUCUACCGCACCCGCAACACAGGUCUCAAGGUGUUUCUGCUGCUUGUCUACUGGAUGGUGAUGAUUGCGCUGUAUCUGGUUCCCCUGGGAAUCACCUCCCCUUGCAUCAUGGAGGAGAAUCAGCUUCCCCCCAAGCCAGCCCUGAUUGGCCACCGAGGAGCCCCCAUGCUGGCCCCAGAAAACACCCUCAUGUCACUGCACAAGGCGGUCAACUGUGAUGUGCAAGUCUUUGAGACAGACGUCAUGGUGAGUGCUGAUGGAGUCCCAUUCCUCAUGCAUGAUGAAGAACUCAUCAGGACCACCAACGUGCAGGCUGUAUUCCCUGAGAGGGCUACCUUCAACAGCACCGCCUUUAACUGGACAGACCUCCAGCAGCUGGAUGCUGGUAGCUGGUUCCUGGAGCGGAGGCCAUUUCCCACUGUGCAGACUCUUUCUGCUGAAGAUCACAACGAGGCAACUAAACAGAGGAUCCCAUCCCUGGAACAGGUGCUCAAGGAAGCCAAGCAGAGCAAUAUCUCAAUCAUGUUUGACCUCCGGCCUGAGAACCACAGUGACUACCAGAGUUUUGUCAAUGCUACCCUGCAAGUGAUUUUACAGUCAGGCAUCCCACCGCAGCAGGUCCUCUGGCUGCCGGAUGGGUUCAGGGAACAGGUCAAACAGCAAGCCCCAGGCCUUCAGCAAGUUUAUGGCCGGAAGAGACUCCAGAAUGAGAAGGAGCCACUGUGGCAUGUCAAUCUGCCCUACCAGGACGUGAGCUCUGAAGAGAUCAGGGAGUACCGCCAGGACAACAUCUCUGUCAAUUUGUAUGUGGUGAACCAGCCCUGGCUCUUCUCUGUGCUGUGGUGCUCUGGGGUAAGCUCUGUCACCACCAACGCCUGCCAGGUGCUGAAGGAGAUGAAACACCCUAUCUGGCUGCUCCCCAGAAGCACAUACCUCAUGAUCUGGAUUGUUGUAGACUGCGUUUCCUUCCUUGUCAUUCUCUGGGCCUUCGUCUUGAUGAAGAAAUGCUCCCAGAGAACGCGGUCAGCGGAGUCCGAAACAGAUGUGCUGCUCACAAAGAUCAACAGCUUGAUGCAAGAGUGACCCCUCCAGUCUUCAUCAGCCAUGGGGAGGGACAGACAGAGCCCUGCACAGAUCAAGUGGGAAGCACUCAGGCCAGCUUCAAGGCUCCUUUCCUUUGUAGACUCCUUCUUGAGCUUCGCCGUGGACUUCCUGGCUCCUUGUGUGGUGCACAACUGCCCUCAGCUGAAAAGACCUGGAACUGGGUUCCCAGUUCCCACUGGCAGAAAGGAACUGAAGCCUUUCCAGGGGUUUCCUGAGGCUGGCCUGCGCCUCUGGGCCAAGUCCUUAUCUAUCAGUGCUGGUGCUAAGGCCUCUGCCCUGGGGUUUGGAGAGUGUGGGCAUUUAAGUCCCUGUUCGGUGCAGGGGAAGGGUGGGUACUCUCUGCCCGUCAGCAGCAGCUCUGCAGCUCACAGUGGAAAACCUUGUUUAAAGUGCUGCUGCCCUGCUGCAUGGCUUGAGGAAUAGGAAGUGGGGUGCAGGGGAGGUGGCUUUUCACAAGAUAGAGGGGGGAUCCUGAGCUCUUCCCACCCCAGUGCUGGACACGAGCCCUGUCCCUGUUGCUAGUUUGAUGCUUGCGGGCCAGGGUGCUGGCACCCUGCGCAGCAGUUGGGGCCUGUUGCGUGGGGGGAAGAGGGAGCAGGGGCUGAGGGUGGGAGGGUGUCUGGGGCUGCUGGGACCACGGUCACUCUCUGACGUGGUCUGCAGAGGUGUACGAGGGGAGCGGUGGGACUCUGCAUCGGUCACUUUGCAGCAGGACCUUGAAUUUGGAAAGGGGAAUGGGGGUCGGUUUAA